This is a messenger RNA of Bipolaris sorokiniana ND90Pr, 2576 nucleotides long. RefSeq lists its product as uncharacterized. The record is from RefSeq and is a predicted model, not a curated record. The coding region runs from base 285 to 2195 and encodes 636 amino acids. Lineage: Eukaryota; Fungi; Ascomycota; Dothideomycetes; Pleosporales; Pleosporaceae. The transcript is spliced from 2 exons.
CAAGAAGUAAAGCCCAUGUCCGCCGCCGUGCGGUGAAUGACCUCAGGCGGCGGCCCUGUUGACUUCAUCUUUUUCCUCUUGUCCUCUUUCCGCCCUCGUGUCCUUCCUGUCCCUCGUCUUGGUUGCUUGUGUUCCUGGCGGGCUGCCUCUGGUCGUCGCAUGUUACGUACAGAGUUGCUGGUACUGCAUGCAUUCCUCAGCCUCUCAUACCCCUGCCCUGCAUAACUCCCAGCUCGUGCUCAUUGUGGCUUAAUGCCUCUGCCCUCUGUCCCGUAGCCGGAGCAAUGCUGAUGGACAUGUUGGCCGCCAAUCCCACAACCACCGCCACAACUAAUGCCUCCUUCCUUCACAAGCCACUCUCCCUUCUAGGCUCCGUCUUGCGGGGGCAAACUCCCUCCCCUGACAUGUCCACAACAACAACAACAACACAAAAUACCCCUCUGAUUGACCAUUCUUCCUCUCGCCCUGCUUCUGCCGGCAGCGACACCACUGCCGAUAAGGUCAAAAAGCCCUCGCGCCGCUCAAAGACGUCCUAUAACAUCGCCCGACCCAUAAACACUCGCUCAAAGCGCCAUGUCCACCUCCAACUACACCAGGUCAUUACCUCGCAGCGUCCCAAGCCUGCCUAUGACGUCGUCCCCUUCUCCCUCCUCCCUCAGCGCUCCACCCGUCGCCUUGCCCACUUGUUCAACACCAGAGAGCGAUUAGGCCCCCACGACCUCCUUGUCGUAAAGGCCGGAGCCUACACCUUGCAAGAUGAGCAGGAAAAGUCGCGCCACGAUGACUGGGCCUCACGCGACGUCGUCGGCGUCCUGAGCACGCGCAAAAGCGACAACGGCCUUACCGAGACAACCGACAUCUGCAUCAGCGAUGGCUUCAGCCGCUGGUCAGUCGCAGACAUGCCCAAUGGAGGCUACGAAUUCACCUCCACCGACGAGCAUGCUGUUGCGCUCAAGGCACGCUGGGUGCUCAAGCCUGCUCAUGCCCGCCGCACAUCGGCCUCGACAUUCAAUGCGCCCGCACCAGAGGACAAAAAGUUCACCUUUAGCACAAUCAACUCCGACUCGAGGCGACACCCCAUCAUUGCCACAAUGACACGCAGCCGCAUCGACGUUAUGGACACAUACACCAUUCCCUCUGCCACCUCUCCUCCAACCCCAAACGCAUCCUCGUACACCCAAUCGCCUAUAACACCUCUCAGCAUUGACUCUGAUUCUUUUGCUGAUGCCCUUGCCGAAAAGCUUCCCAUUGAGACCAACGAAGCCCUCCGCAACCUCAUACUAGUGUCUGGCGUCUGGCUUGCUUCCAGAGAGUUUGCCUCGGACGGCUCCAGCCUAGCGACCAUUCCAGCCCUGACUCAGAGCAAUUCAGUCCGCCAGGCCGCUCAUCGCGCAUGCUCCAUGUCUAUGCUCGAAGGCCCUCGCUCACCAUCGCCAGCUUCAACAGUCGAAGAGAAGCGUCGUUCAUUUCCACGAAUGUUGAAGGCCAGCAUUGAAGGACUGUCCCAUGCACACGCUGAUGCUCCUCCCUCUCCUGCUUCCACUAAGACAGCGGUCAAGGCAUCUCCGGUGGUCACAACCCGCUCACGGAGAGCAAACUCGACUGGCACUGCCAUCCACAGCAUCACUGGCAGCGCGAGGAAGAGAUACGGGCUGGCUUUCGAAGAUGAGACUCUGGUGGAAAGCACAGAAGAGCGCCAGAUGAAACGUAGCAUAGAGUUGCUUCGUAUUAGAGAGCUACAACUGCCUUCUCCUAUAGAACGUCCGUCUGUUGAGACAUCUCGGCCCUCUCUCAACCAGCUUCCUUCUCCUAUCGUUAUACCUCCUUGCCCAGUAGAGCCGGCCUCGCCUGCACCGUUGCUCAACUCGCCCUUGCUCUCCCCGCCUCUCCCGGACAUGAAGCGAGCACGAAAGACGCAGUCUACCUACGCACCUAUUACGACAACUGGCAUGUGGGAUUCUGGAGUUGUCGACGGCCCCAGCCUAAAGAAACGCCCUACCAGCAUGUUUGUCAUGAAUGAAAAGAAGCGCAAGCAAGAGAAGAAGGGCGAGCGAAGUAAGAGCAAGGAUUCAAAGACGAGAAAGGGCGACCAGAGCAGCGAUCACGGCAUGGGUGUCAAGAGAAAGAGCGGCUGGUACGUUUACAAGAUCAAGCUUCGCCUUAAAGAUAUGUUUCAUCACAAAGAGAGGGCUUAAUUGCGAAUAUGUCCUCCCAGCCAUGACCUUAUAUUCUGGUCUACAAUUCUUUUUCAUUUCAGUAGGGUUCAGUUUUCCUGGAGCAUUUGGGCAUGGCGCAGCAUUUCCUUCUUUUUUCUUCUCUUUUCAUCUUACAACAACCGUUAGCAGAAGCAGGCUGGACCUGUUGGUUCGGGCUUGUUUCUCCAAUCGCUAUCUCCACUGUACACUACGCUCUCCUUACUUUCUAACCUGUAAAUACCUUUGCCUCUUAGGCCACCUAGAUCAACGUCACUCCCUCCGAAUUUUUCAUUUAUUUUGGUUAGGUUAGGAAAUUCGCAAUUUCUUGCGCCAAAUACAAAUUAUUCAAAACCAUCAUGCAUUGAACAUGCUCAUUUGCUC